Molecule: messenger RNA, 1510 nt
Organism: Aspergillus heteromorphus CBS 117.55
Lineage: Eukaryota; Fungi; Ascomycota; Eurotiomycetes; Eurotiales; Aspergillaceae
Gene: rmt2
Product: protein-arginine N5-methyltransferase
Exons: 2
Coding region: 108-1403 (431 amino acids)
Biological process (GO): peptidyl-arginine methylation
Cellular component (GO): nucleus; cytoplasm
Molecular function (GO): protein arginine N5-methyltransferase activity
Source: RefSeq, a predicted model, not a curated record
GUGACAUCCCAACCACUGGACACACAACUCCGUCGCUCUAUCUAGAGCACGCAAUUCUCACAAAUAUUUCCAAUUCCAGUCAGCACCCCCUCCCCCCCAAAACCAAAAUGACCACCACUCACGACCCCCUCGACAUCUCCGUCGACAUCUCCACCCAAGAGAUCAUCCUCGCCGCCUCCAACCACAACAUCCCGCUCCUCCGCCGCCUCUUCCGCGACAACCAAACCCCCAUCGCCAACCCCGCCAACGUCAAAGACACCGACACCGGGUUCACGCCGCUGCACGCCGCCAUCGCCGCCUGCGAGGUCGACAAAGACACCGACGCUGCUGCCAACGGGGUGCAGGUUAACGGAACGGAGCACGCAGCCGCAGAAGAGAAGGCCCAGGAUGAAGGCGUCGAAACAGUCAAGUUCCUCCUCCAUGAGGGCGCCAUCUGGAAUGAUUUGGAUCUUGCGGGUGAGACGCCAGGGUGUUUGGCUAGACGGCUGGGGUUGAUGGAGUUGUAUGAUCUUAUGGUUGAUGCGGGGGUUAGGGCUGAGUUGUUGUUGGGACGGUUGGAUGGGUAUGAGGCCUUGGAGGAUGAGGAGGAUGAGGAUGAGGAAGAGGAGGGUGAGAAGGAGGGUGAGGUCGAGAGUGAGGAGACAGCAGACGUCGAUGCUGAGAUCGUCGAUGCCCCCGAACUCGUCACCACCACCACCACCACCAUCAGCACAGACGCACCCACCACCACAACGUCAAACACAGACGUAACCAACCCGCGCUACCUCGACUCAACACUAACCUUCCAACACGACCGACUCCUCGACGCGGACCAAAACGGAGUAAUGAUGGCCUGGGAAAGCACCAUCAUGAAAAAGUCCGCGCAGAAGCUCCUCCCGACCCCCGGGCUCCGCGUCCUCAACAUCGGCCACGGAAUGGGCAUCGUGGACACCUUCCUGCAAGAGCUCUCGCCAUCGGAGCAUCACAUCGUCGAAGCGCACGCGGAGGUCGUCGCGGAGAUGAAGCGCAAGGGGUGGGCCGACAAGCCCGGCGUGGUGAUCCACGAGGGCCGCUGGCAGGAUAUUCUGCCGGGGCUGGUGGGCGAGGGUGUCAUGCUGGAUGCGAUCUACUACGAUACGUUUGCGGAGUCGUAUGCGGAUUUCCGCGAUUUCUUCAGUGAGCAUGUGAUUGGGUUGUUGGAGCAGGAGGGACGGUGGAGUUUCUUUAAUGGGAUGGGCGCGGACAGGCAGAUCAGUUAUGAUGUUUAUCAGAAGGUCGUGGAGAUGGAUCUGUUUGAGGCGGGCUUCGAGGUCGAGUGGGAGGAGUUUGAGGUGCCCAAGUUGGAUGGCGAGUGGGAUGGUGUUAGGAGGCCGUAUUGGUCUAUUGAGAAGUACAGGUUGCCGGUUUGUAAGUAUAUGGAUUAGAUUAGAUCAUGAUGAUGACGAUGACGAUGAUGAGGUUUAUGGGUGGGGGAAGAUUGGAUAGCAAUUGUCAUGAAUAGAAAGCAAGCAGCUGUAUGAAAUGCACCCGU